UAGUAAUUUUCGUGUGAAAUACAUUGAUUCAAUCCUAUCUAUUUUAUACACAACGCGAUUUAUACCAAAUUCAAUGUGUGGUGAACAGUCUGUGUUCAGUUUCUAUUUAUCUUGGCGAAGGAAAUGCAGAAAUAGGGAACAUUUGUAUUUAUUUAGAAGUUGCCAUAACAGGUUUUAUGACACAGACGCAGAUAUUGAGAUAUCACUUACGAAAUGAAUGACACAAAAAGGAAAACUCAGUUACAGCGAAUCCGUAUUGCCAUAGCGUUUUUCUUGUACAUGUACUAUGAAAGUGCAACUUCAGUAAAAUGAGUCGCAAGCCACCAAACAAAAGAAAAAGACUUGAGAGUACAAGAUCACAAGCUUCUGGAAUUUCCGCUUUGUCAAAUAUUGCACGAUCUACUGAUGAUGUAAAUGAUAGCGAUAGCAGGUGCUCUGCGACUUCGAACUGUAACUGCAACGGAUUUCUACAUGGCACCCACAAUGACGCCAUUAAUGUAGUACCACCGCAAAUCAAUUUUGACACACAAACGGUGUCGCAAGAAAACAGACGACAGCGCCGAGUUUCAUGGGGUUUGUGUGAUGAGGACGAAGAGACCAUUCCCAAAGGGUUGAACAAUCAGCCAGAUGUCCUGUUUAACAAUAGGUCAAAUGGGCAAGAUCAGCGUGUGGAAAUAUAUGCUAAAAACUACAUCCCUCAUCAAGAUUCUGCCGUUCCAAUUACCUCCCGUCGAAGUGAAGUUGAACUUCGCCGACAACUUGCAGAACAACAACAACAGAUUUCUCAUCUGUUGGAAAGAGACAGAAUAAAUACUCAGAAGUUACUUCAAAGGCAAAAACUUCAACAGAGGCGCUCUAUUAGUGUGACGUCAUUAAGAGGAUCGCCACAGGAUUGCGUCACUUCCGUUAACAGAGAUAGAAUUCCAGGGCAACAUGUGUAUGAAUCAGUUCCGCGUGUAUCUCAAAUUAACAUACCAUCUGAAGCUAAUGUUCGAAAUGAAAGUGUGUUUGUAUUCCCUUCGGCACGUGCUGCCGGAGUAGCCCAGCGGCGUAGCAGGUCUUGCGAUUUUCUUUUGAACGAUGAAGAAGGGGAAUCAUUCAUAUCCCCAGCGAAUAGAAGCCCACUUCAAAUUGGAAGUAGCUCAGGCUAUGAACACGUUACAGAACACUCAUCUGAUGCAAGUUCAGAUGGGAACGGAAACGGAGAAGAUCAAAACAAAUCAAACUAUACAAAUGUCAGGAAAUACGACUUUCGUAGGUGGUUUUAUGUUUUGUUGGCGUUCAACAUAAUAAUCAUAUUAAUGAACGUAACUGGAAUACCAUUUUUAUAUGUGACUUUAAAAAGUCCUGAACACCACGAAGAGACUGUUUGCAUCAAAUGCGAGUCACUUAACAUGUUGUAUAUUGACAAAUCAGUGUUUAUGAAGAAAGAUGACCAAUGCUGUCUAAAAUCUUCACGUCAGCUCUUUGAACUAUUUGCAAAUGUGACACGUCAAUUAAAGUCUGCUCCAUUGGCACCACAAGCAAUGAGAAGCAGUGAUACGUUAAAGAGAUCUCACAAUGAAGAUAUUCCUAUGGUGCAGUAUAAAGCUAUGAAGUUAGAAACAAUAGAUAAUGUUACCCGAAUAUCGUGGGACAAAGAGGUCCAAUAUCCAAUACAAAGGGUGUUUGGAAAGUUGGAUCAAGCAUCUCGUAACACCACUAUUACUAUACCGGUAGCCGGUUUGUACUAUAUCUAUAGUCGCGUUCACUAUAUAAAACCAUACGGAAUUGGACCAACUGUGAUAUUCGGACAUUCGGUGCUGAAAAUACAUGAGGAACAGAAGAAUAUUGUGGAAGAUACGCUCGACUCGGUUAAUGAAACAUGCUUUCAGAGGAAUGAUGUUGUUAUGCAUACAUCACAUCUUCACUUCGUGCAUAAUUUUAAACAGAAUGAUAAGGUUUAUGUAAGGUUGGAUAAUGACCAACACUUUGAUAGAAGCUUAGAUAGUAAUACUAAGUUUGGACUUUUUAUGAUUCAAAGACUUUAAUAAACCACAUGAUCAUUUUGUUUCUUUAAUUCUCAGGGUUAAGUUACAAAAUGGAUUGUUCUACAUUUUAAUAAAGGCUUUCAAUUUUAGUUAUAUGAAAGAAAUCCUUUAAUCAAAAUAUCAAUGAAUUCCUGUAUCAUUUAUUUGCUGUAAGAAUGAGAACAUUUUAGACGACAGUUAUUUACCGGUGAAAUAUAUUUUACAUUUGCAUAUCAGUUUACUGUUGAUUGUAUAUAGCCUAGCAAGCAGCAUCUAUUAUGGUACGUAAAUAUUGUUGUUGUUUUUUUGGGUGUGUGUGUGUGUGUUUUUGGCGUUUCUGCCGGUAAAUAAACAAUCAAACAUGUUAUAUAUACAAUAUGUACACUCCUAAUUGUUAUAAUCAUAGAUUUCAUUGUUGAAAUAAUCAUGAAACAAACUCAAACUGUUUUUACUGUUUAAUACUUUCCGGAACAACUGUAUAUCUCAAAAGGUCUGGAAUCAUAUUUGAUAUAUUGAACAUAAAAAAGUAGUUUCUUUCUUUUUGUCAAUAGUUCCCAAGUCGGUAACUGUUUCUAAUAUUACCAGAUGUACUUUAUUUCGGUUCUUAAGACUUUGCCACAGUUGAGAACAAGUACGUAAACGUAACAUAUUGUUAUGUAGCCUCUGCCAUAGUGGAGGGCAAGUACUGUAAAAUCAUUAAAUUUAUUGGGCAUAAAAUUUCGUGGUUUUGGUCAAAAUGGCAAUUUCGUGGGGAAAUGAAUUCGUGGAUUUCAACUUUUGAUAUCAAAUGAAUGGGAAUUUUACUUGUUCGUUGCGAUUAAAUUUCGUGGAUUGACAUAACCACGAAAUCCACGAAAACUAGUCCCCCACGAAUAUUAAUGAUUUCACAGUAUGCGACAUAUUGUACUGUAAACUUUGCCAUAGCAGACUUACUGUACUGUAAACUUUGCCACUUUGGAGGACAAGUAUGUAACAUACUGUAUUGUAGACUUUGCCACAGUGGAGGACAAGUAUAGGACAAACUGUAAUGUAGACUUUACAACAGCGGAGGACAAGUAUGUGACAUACUGUACUGUAGACUUUGCCACUUUGGAGGACAAGUAUGUGACAUACUGUACUGUAGACUUUGCCACAGUGGAGGACAAGUAUGUGGCUUACUGUGCUGUAGACUUUGCCACAGUAGAGGACAAGUAUGUGACAUACUGUACUGUAGACAUUGCCACGGUGACAUAUUGUAGUAUGUAUUUAUUACGUACAAUGUCCUACUAGGGUCAGCUUGUUAUACGAAUAUGAACUUCAUAGCAAAUUAGUCACAGCCUAAAUCAGUCCUAAUUAUAGAAAUAAAAUAUGAUAAUAUGACAUUUAUUUCAAAACGUUUGGAUAUCAUCCAAUUGUUGCUUUGACUUACGUAUGAAGUAAGUCACCAAUUUAGUCUUGACCUUGAUUUGCAAUGAUUCAUACUAAAGUAUCUGCUUUACGAAAGUUAAUAAAAACAUGUACUUAAAAAUGGG
Molecule: messenger RNA, 3520 nt
Organism: Mercenaria mercenaria
Lineage: Eukaryota; Metazoa; Mollusca; Bivalvia; Venerida; Veneridae
Exons: 5
Coding region: 309-2030 (573 amino acids)
Biological process (GO): immune response
Cellular component (GO): membrane
Molecular function (GO): tumor necrosis factor receptor binding
Source: RefSeq, a predicted model, not a curated record